Molecule: messenger RNA, 537 nt
Organism: Morchella sextelata
Lineage: Eukaryota; Fungi; Ascomycota; Pezizomycetes; Pezizales; Morchellaceae
Exons: 1
Coding region: 1-537 (178 amino acids)
Source: RefSeq, a predicted model, not a curated record
AUGUCACUCAGAGACCGAUGGACAAAGCUAACCCACACCGUACGGUGGAUCUGGUUUAUGCUCUUCUUAACCACCAUCGCUCUCAUUGUUGUGCUCGGCCUGCACAUAGUCUUCUUCGCCAACACACACAAGGACACAUCCGACUGGAUGAUUAACUGCGCCCCAACCGAUGCUAUUCCCCUCAUCUCCGAUGCCCAAGACGCCGUCACCGAGCUCGCCACCAUGCCCACCGAGCACUGUAGAGCCCUCGACCGCAGCACCAUCAUCCUCUGCCACGGCACCGCCUGCAUAUCGCGUUUUGAGCCUAUCGAGGAGCGCCGUUUGAAGGAAAUAAACGGCUACAAGGAGUACCCCGAGUCGGAGCCUACGUGUAUGUUCUGGGCGAAUUGGCUGAAUAGAAUCAUUGAGAAGUCGGAGUGCCGGUCACCGGACGGAUUAAGGGCGGAGGGGAGGAUUAUAAGGGACAAUGAGGGGCAGGAUUUGUCGGAUGUGCGCUUGCUUAGCAAUACCACACUCGGGUGGACGUUUGGACGAUGA